UGCAAAUACAUUUCCGACCAGCCUAUGGCAAGCAGAGUAAAGUUUUUGGUCCUAACACGCUAAAAAGAACUUGGGAAGGGUGCGCAGUCUUGCAGGCAAAGUUCCACGUCUACAUAUUUGAUUUACGCCUCUGGGUAUACGACGUAGUAUCUACGAAAACGGUAGAGACAGAAAAAGAGAAAAGUUUAUUAGGUAGGUCACACUGUAGGAAAUCUCUGCAAGAAGGAGGAGUACAGGCGGCGCCGGUAAUCCAUCCCACCUCACUUGGAUCUGGAAGAUGAUAACGCUUACGCACAAGAUGUUUUUAUUGCCGUUUCUCGUAGCUUUUGUUUCGUGUAAUGCCCCGCCGGUACCGAUCGAUGACAUUAUUAUUGAAAAAACUUUUAGUCCAGAGCAAUGCCUGCGCGCAGUUAAGACCGGAGAUUAUGUUAGGUAUCAUUAUAACGGCAUGUUUCCAGACGGGAAGAAGUUCGACUCCAGCUAUGACCGUGGCUCCACCUAUAACGUGUUUGUGGGCCGGAGGCAACUUAUCGCUGGGAUGGAUAAGGCACUGGUGGGAAUGUGCGUGAAUGAACGACGACUUGUGAAAAUACCUCCACAUUUGGCCUACGGCAAAGAUGGAUACGGUGAUGUCAUCCCCCCAAAUUCGGUGCUGCACUUUGAUGUGCUACUGCUGGACAUCUGGAGCUCUGAAGAUCAGGUCCAGAUUAACACUUACCACAGGCCAGAAAACUGUGACCGCAAGGUGCAGGUGUCAGAUUAUGUACGGUAUCACUACAAUGGAACCCUUCUGGAUGGAACUCUGUUUGAUUCAAGUCACACACGUAUGCGUACAUAUGACACAUAUGUGGGAAUUGGUUGGCUGAUCGCUGGGAUGGACCAGGGGCUUCUGGGAAUGUGUGUCGGAGAGAGGCGCAUCGUCACCAUGCCCCCAUCACUUGGCUAUGGGGAGAAUGGAGAUGGUAGUGAUAUUCCCCCUCAGGCCUCACUUGUAUUUGAUGUGGUGCUUUUGGAUCUUCACAACCCGAAGGAUGAAAUCGCUGUUGAGGUUCAGCAUCUCCCAGACCCUUGUCCACGUAAGAGUGUUGUUGGUGACUUCAUGAGGUACCAUUACAAUGGAUCCUUGCUGGACGGAACCUUUUUCGACUCAAGUUAUUCGAGGAAUCGCACUUACGACACGUAUGUGGGAAAGGGCUACGUCAUUAGCGGAAUGGACCAAGGACUGCUUGGUGUUUGUAUUGGAGAGAGGAGAAGAAUCACCAUUCCUCCUCAUCUUGCUUAUGGAGAGGAGGGAUCAGGCACAAAGAUCCCAGGCUCAGCCGUUCUGGUGUUCGAUGUUCAUGUGAUCGAUUUCCACAACCCAUCUGACACAGUGGAGGUCACCACUAAGAAGCCUGAGGCCUGCUCACCUACUUCUAAAAAUGGAGACUACGUCAAAUACCACUACAAUGCCAGUUUACUGGAUGGCACAGACAUUGACUCCACUUACCGCUAUGGGAAGACAUAUAAUGUGGUUCUGGGAGCUGGCCAAGUGGUUAUUGGCAUGGAGCAAGGUCUGGUUGGAAUGUGUGUGGGAGAGAGACGCCGCCUCGUCAUCCCCCCUCAUCUAGGCUAUGGAGAGAGGGGAGUAGAAGGAGAAGUUCCAGGCAGUGCUGUGCUGGUGUUUGACGUUGAGAUGAUUGAGAUGGAGGAGGGCCUUCCUGAGGGCUACAUGUACGUGUGGAAUAAUGAUGUCUCUCCAGACCUCUAUGUGGAGAUGGACAAGGACAAGGAUGGGAAAAUCGAGCCCAGCGAGUUCUCAGACUACAUCCUUAAACAGGUGAAUGAAGGUCACGGACGACUGGCUCCUGGCUUUGAUCCUCACCGACUCAUUGAGAACAUGUUCACAAAUCAGGACCGCAACAAAGAUGGACACAUUACAGAGGCUGAGUUUAAACUGAAGGCAGAUGAACCCAACCACGAUGAGCUAUGAGAGGGGUUUUUGAGGAGGGUCCAGUGAUUUGCGGGGGUUUAUGAACAGAUGCCUGUGGUUGUGUGUCAGGGUGUAAGAGGUAACAGAUGUGUGUUUGUGUGUACGUGUGUAUCUAUGUGUGUGUGGGUGUCUGAAAAUUAGCAACAGAGAGUGUGUGGUGCAGAUAUGCCUUGGCUGUUAGAGUGCUCUUUUAUAAUAAAUAAUUUCAAAACCCCUAAA
Clupea harengus (Atlantic herring) is the source of this 2191-nucleotide messenger RNA. It is a transcript of the gene fkbp9, whose product is annotated as FKBP prolyl isomerase 9. Gene Ontology annotation, molecular function: calcium ion binding; peptidyl-prolyl cis-trans isomerase activity. Gene Ontology annotation, cellular component: endoplasmic reticulum. The record is from RefSeq and is a predicted model, not a curated record. Lineage: Eukaryota; Metazoa; Chordata; Actinopteri; Clupeiformes; Clupeidae.